This is a messenger RNA of Cajanus cajan (pigeon pea), 4720 nucleotides long. RefSeq names its product gamma-irradiation and mitomycin c induced 1 (gene GMI1). The record is from RefSeq and is a predicted model, not a curated record. Lineage: Eukaryota; Viridiplantae; Streptophyta; Magnoliopsida; Fabales; Fabaceae.
UCCUCGUCCUUUUGUCUUCCCAACUUCAUUCCCUAUUUCAUUUCUCCGAGCUUCUGCAGAACCAGCGCGUCCUACACUGCGUUCAUUUCAACGUCAUUAGGAGCUCGUAAGGUUGCGAGAUCAUGGAAGGGGAAAACCCUAGAAAGAGGAGAAUGGUGCAAAGCGAAGACGAUGAUGAUUGUGAUUUUGGAAAAGUGUUGAGGUUCAAAAUCCUAUUACCGAACGGAACGAGCGUGGAACUAGCAUUACCCGACCCUGAACCGGAAAUGCCUUUGUGGAAUUUCGUGGGUUUGGUUAAAGAUAAGUACUUUGAAGCUCGUAGGCGUAGGCACUUUGAGUCAACAAACAAGUUAAGAGACGUUAACUGGAAGGAAGGUUCUCUCUUUAUUCAAGAUGCCAAUGAUACGAAAAUCAGGAACGUUAUUAAAUUGAAAAGCUUUAAGCCAAACAAGUGCCACAUUCUACGGCUUCAUGAUGGGAGUAGCGAUGUUGCCAAGUCUUUCGAGAAUAUGUGGGAUUUGACGCCAGAUACUGAUCUAUUACUGGAGCUUCCUGAAGAAUAUACUUUCGAAACAGCUCUUGCAGACUUGAUUGAUAAUUCCUUGCAAGCUGUGUGGUCCAACGGGGAAAAUAAGAGGAAGAUAAUUCGAGUAAAUCUGAGUAAAGAUAAGAUUUCAAUUUUCGAUAAUGGCCCAGGGAUGGAUGACACUGAUGAAAAUUCCCUUGUGAAGUGGGGAAAAAUGGGUGCUUCACUUCACAGAUCUUCAAAAUCACUGGCUAUUGGUGGAAAACCACCUUACUUAAUGCCUUAUUUUGGGAUGUUUGGAUAUGGUGGACCUAUAGCAUCUAUGCAUUUGGGGAGGCGUGCUUCAGUUUCUUCCAAGACAAAGCAUGUAAAGAAAGUCUACAUGUUACUUCUUGAGAGAGAAGCUUUGUUAAGUACAUCUAACUCUAAAGACACGUGGAAGACUGGUGGUGGCAUCAGAGAUCCCUCAGCCAAUGAAAUUAGGGACUCUCAAGGAAGUUUUACAAAGGUUGAAAUUUACAAGCCAAAAAUAAAAGAUGUUCACAUAAACAGACUCCAGUGCUUCCUGAAGGACAUAUAUUUCCCCUACAUUCAGAGUGAUGACAUGACAGACAAAGGGAAGACUAUUACACCUAUCGAGUUUCAGGUCAAUGGUGUUGAUUUGACUGAGAUUCAAGGUGGUGAAAUUGCAAUUACUAAUUUGCAUUCUAGCAAUGGUCCUGAGUUUGUUUUCCAACUUCACCUUUCCUUAGUACGGGGCAAUGAUGGCAUCAAAAGUGCAAGUUCAAAAGACUUCCAAGAAGCUAAUGCACGCUUGAGGUUUGUGUAUCUCCCAUUCACAAAGGGAAAGGAGAAUAUAGAGAGGAUUUUGGAAAUGUUAUCUGCUGAUGGCUUUGUAAUAAGAGAAAACUUCCAAAGCUUCAGUCGUGUCUCUGUUAGGAGGCUUGGUCGUCUUCUUCCAGAUUCUCGUUGGACUUUACUUCCUUUUAUGGACUUAAGGAACAAAAGGGGAACGAAGGCUGAAAUAUUGAAGAGAUGUUCCCUGAGGGUGAAAUGCUUCAUUGAAACUGAUGGAGGCUUUAAACCAACACUGUCCAAGACUGAUCUAGCUCACCACAAUCCUUUCACUACUGCUCUGAAGAAUUUAGGCAAUAAAAUUUCAGAAAAAGAGAAGGAUGUUACUGUUGUAAUUCAGAAGUCUACAAAAGUGUUAAAUCUUUCGCAGCUGGAAAGGGAGUAUCAGGAGUGGAUAUUACAAAUGCAUAGUCAGUAUGAUGAAGAAACUGAUUCUGGCGAGGAUCAACCAGUUAUAAUAGUCGGUCCAGCAAAUAAAAAGGCACUUGGCAUCUCCUCAGAUUUCAUCAGAGUCCAUCAGAUUUUGAACAGAAAGGAAAAAUCUUGGAAACGUGGGCAGAAAAUUAAAGUGUUAAAGGGUGCAUGCGCAGGUUGUCACAAGACCACUGUUUAUGCAACCAUAGAAUACUUUUUGCUUGAAGGUUUUGAAGGAGACACGGGUGGAGAAGCCCGACUAAUAUGUAGGACACUAGAUGUUCCAGAUGAGAAUGGAUGUUUCCUCUCAGUCACGGAUAAAAAUGCAAGUUUGGACAUUCGUGACUCUUUGUCUUUACCUAUCAAUGUGAUUGAUUCUGGAAAGGUACUAGUUGUUGAUAGUAUUGAAUGGAAAAAUCAACUUAAUAAGAAACAAAAAAAAUCUCCUUCAAUUGACUUGCUUGUUGCAAACCAUAAUGAACUUCUGGAGACAGAGGGGCUGGACCCAAGCUAUAAAAGUUUUGAGAAAAAGGUUAUUGUGAAAUCUUCUCAUCCUGUUGGGAAGUGUAGACUUCUAACCGGCGACCAAAGUCUACAGCUGGAUGUGAGGGUUGGUUCUACUUUUCCAACCUUGUGCAUCGCAUAUUAUGAUAUCUAUGAUAAUCAAGCACCUUUUCAAUCAAUUCCGGAUGUAACUGUCAAACUUACGACUGCUGCGGGAAUGCACUUUGAAGUACAUGGGUUGAAGAUUAGUCUUUCAACUGAUAGAAUGACUUUAAAAAUUAAGGAUGCAAUGGUCACAAGUAAUGAACUUGACAAGUUAAGGCCAAGCUAUGAGGUUACACUCACAUUGUUUAUUGAUUCAGGAAACAUUCCAUUUUCACUCUCCAUUCCAUGUCGAGUUCAUCCAGGUUUUCCCAACUGUGCUGAACUCAAGCCUAAAAUAACAGAAGAUCAACUCAUUCCAGGUUUCAUUUUCAAGGAGCUAAUGUUGGAGAUGUUUGAUACAUAUGGGAACCAUGUCUUUAAAGGCUUGGAGGUUACUUUAGCUGUGGCUGGAUUCAGCAUACUAGAUGACCUCGGCAUGACACGCAAGGUGGAUGAUCAAGGAAGAAUUGAUCUUGGCGGUCUACUGAAGUUAACAGCAAAUUAUGGAAAAAAUGCAUCCAUAUCUGUUAUGUUUGAAGAUCAAACAAUUUUCAAGCAGGAAUUUUCAACUUUGAGAAGGAAAUUGAGAAUAGCAUCUGAGGUGCCUGAAUUUUGUGUUGCUGGUGGUCACUUAGAAAGCAUCGAUUUUGAAAUUGUAAAUCCUGAUGAUGAUGUAGUAGAUACAAAGUUUCAUCACAAUGAUCAAGAUGGCCAGUAUCAUAUGCUUACCAUUAAGUCAGACCUUUUCAAUGCAGAUGAAUCUAUUCGGUAUACUUUUAAGCACGGACGCUGUACUGUCCCUUCUAUUUAUAUCCCAGUGGAUGAUGGGACAUUUUGCUUUGAUGUUGCUCAUUCACAAUAUAUGGAGUUAAGCCUUUCUGUUGAGGUUCCUGUAAUCAAAAUACCAACAGUGAAAUAUGUUGAUCAAGCUCCAUGCACGGAUAAGAGUGUUAUGGACUUGCUGGAACCACCAUCACUUAAUCACGAAAAUAUCUUAACGAAGUUCUUUGUAAAUGAUUAUGACAAGGAGCUAUUUGAUUGCAUCUGCAAACUUGGUGAGAAAAUUAAUAAAGUAGAAAUUCAUCUUAAUAAUUCAAGUGAGCUAAAGGCUGAAGCUGAGCAGGAGAUAAUGAAGAUGCUAGAGAAUGUUCAACCUUAUCAAUUAAGCAAUAUGGACUCUUCAUUUACCAAAGACGAACUGAAGACAAAAAUUAGAAGCAUGGAAAACUCGGCAUUUUCUGUGUUGUGUAGCCUUUCUACACAUAAAAUGCAACCGAAGUAUUUCUUGGAAGAUUUAAUUGGUGUCGUUGCCCUCGUCGGUACCGUUCAGAGUCCUGACCUUAGCAGAAUCUUAGCGGAAUAUCUUGGUGAAGACAAAAUGCUGGCUAUUAUUUAUAGAUCUUUUGAUACUGCAAGUUCCCUUGAAAGGUAUAACCAAAGUGGAGAAAUUGAUUAUGAGCGUGCCUUACAUGCUCAAGCCUCUGCUCUUGGAAAAGUUAUUAGCAAGCGUUUCCAUGUUAUAUGCAUGGAAGAUAUAAGGCCUUACACUGGGCGGUUGCAUAUGAAUGAUUCUCAGAGAAGGCUAGGAUUGGCAUAUCCUAGAAUGCCAAAUGGGGUAACUCCAAAAGGCUUUAUAGGUUAUGCUGUUAACAUGAUUGACCUCGACAUAAAUUACUUGCAUACAACGACAGCUUCAGGUCACGGACUACGAGAGACAGUUCUGUUUAAUCUUUUCAAGAAGCUCCAGGUUUACGACAAAAGAGAGAGUAUGGUGGCUGCUCGUGCCUGUAUAGAGGAUGAUGCUGUUUCGUUAGAUGGUGGUAUUUUUAGAGGAAAUGGAAUUCUCUCUCUCGGUUAUGGGAAUCCUAUUAUAUAUUUUCCCUGCCAGAACCAGACAGUACUCCCUCGAGAAAUUGAAGAAAUCUUGAGACAGAUUGAAGAGAAGAAGUCAGAUCUAAGGAGUAUUGAUGAAAAAAUUAGAGAACUGAUCAAAUAUCGUGAGAAGUGUAUAAAAAAAUUUAAGAAAAAAAAGGAGAGAUAUGACAAGUAUUUGGACAAAAUGGUGCCCAUGGAAGAACUACUGGAAUAUAGACCUGAGGCAGGGGACGGAUCAAAUACAUCUGAUAGGCUUAGUUGAUCCAUGUUUUCAACAUUUUUUCUUUUAUCAUAGAGAAGCAUAUUGUAUACCUUUGGCUUUUGAUAAUUCAGUUACCCAUGCCCGGCUAUGCCUAGAAUAAAAUAGUUAAUAUAAGAUUAUGGAACAUGUUUCUGUUUAUA